GUAACGACAACAGCAACAGUUCAUAACGUAGCGCGCGCAAAUCAACAUCUCGAAAAUAAAACGGAAAAUAUCACGCAAAAGUGGAAUAAAACACAAAAACAAACAAAUCGAGAAAACAGUUACAGUUCUUCAGCCAUCUCAGCGAAACUCAAUCAAAAUGAGCUGCGGAAUCUCUAUGGUCAAAUAUAUACUAUUUAUAUUCAAUUUGCUGUGCUCGAUAUGCGGCAUCUUGUUGAUUGUGUUCGGUGCACUGCUUUUCAGCAAUAUUCACAACAUCGAUGACUUUGCGGAGGCGCUGCGCACCCAACAAGUGCCCAUCACAAUGAUUGUGCUGGGCACGGUGAUAUUGCUGAUCUCCUGGUUUGGCUGCUGUGGCGCCAUUCGCGAAUCCUACUGCAUGUCCAUGACGUACUCUGUCUUGCUGUUUGUGCUGAUGAUUGGACAACUGGCGCUGGUCGUCUAUAUGUGGCUGCAGAAGGACAAAUAUCUGAUCAUUAUGGGCGAUGUGGUUGAGAGGGCCUGGGAGCGACGAACACGCCGUGCCGACUACAUGGAUGCCAUACAGAUUAGUAUGGAGUGCUGCGGUCGGAGCAGCUUUGCAGACUAUACCUAUCAGGGCUAUUUCCCGCCCUCAUGUUGCAAGGACACGAACAAUUGCCACCAGGAGACCGUCUUUCGUCGCGGCUGCAAGCAGGCCUUCGUGGAAUUCUGGGACAGAAACAGCGAUAUCAUCAAGUACACCGGCCUUGUCAUUGCCGCCAUUGAAUUUGUCGGCUUUGUGUUUGCCUGCUGUUUGGCGAACAGCAUUCGAAACUAUAGACGCCGAGCGGGCUAUUAAUGGCCCUUCGGAAAUUGGGUCCUGGACAUUAAGGCCUUACUAAUUUUAAUGAAAACCGAAAGUACGAAUUAUGUUGCCCAAUUUUUACAAAAAUCAUACAUAUAAACAAUUUUAUUUUAAUAAUUCAGAUGGCCAUUUCAAUAUUGACAUCGAUUAUUUUUUUAUUAUGCACUUUUAAAAAUUAAAAUUCUGUUGAAAUUUAUACUCUUAAUCCAUGCACUGUUUUCCAUAUAAUUGUGCUAUUUUUUCUUAUACAAAUAAAAUGUAUAUGUAACAACUUUUUAAA
Molecule: messenger RNA, 1124 nt
Organism: Drosophila grimshawi
Lineage: Eukaryota; Metazoa; Arthropoda; Insecta; Diptera; Drosophilidae
Product: 23 kDa integral membrane protein
Exons: 6
Coding region: 158-838 (226 amino acids)
Cellular component (GO): membrane
Source: RefSeq, a predicted model, not a curated record